AUCUUAAUUUCGCAAAAAAAAUGGCUUUUAGCAUGAAAUCAAAAUAUGCUUCGCGGGUUUUAUCUUCCAGUGAUGAAACUGAUUCCGAAGAUUCAGAAGAAGAAAGUGUAGUUGACCUUUCUCAAGCCGAAAAAUUGAGAAUGAGCACUCUUCUACCAUAUGAAAUUCCGGACAAUAUUUUUAGAAUUGUACUGAAGAAAGAACUUCCAGCAGUGGUUACAUCAGAAAUAAGAUUGAGUCAUGUUAAUUAUAAGAAGGCGUACGCUACAAUGAUAUAUCUAGAAGAAGCCACACAAUCCAAAUUCAUGGCUCAGUUCAACCAGAAAUCUAUAAAACUUGAACAAAUCGGAUUCAAAAAAAUUUUUCGUAUAAAAAUAGAAAAGAGAAUAACGAAAAUGGUUGAAGCCGUCGACGAAAAUAUAUUAGAUCAUUUCACGCUAAAGCCUAUUAAAACUUCGAGAAUCUUUAAUAAAAAUAUUUCGAUUCCUGGUUCGAUUAAAGGCUGCAACAAAAAAUAUAUAUUCGUAAAAAUUGAUGAAGAUGGUUUUGAUUAUCUUCGGCGCCACUGUAAGUGGACAUUUUUUGAUAUUUCUUUUCACAUGAAUCGCACAAUAUUUCAACUCCAGCACAAUGCAUUGGAGUGGAUUGAAGAUCAUCAGCUAUUUAGUCUCUUGAUCAAAAAUCCGACAUAUGAUGUGAAACAAAGAGUCACAAGUCACCAUUACCUAGAGACAUAUAAAUUCAGCGGCCUUUUAGCCUCGAAUUUAAACGAUGAGCAGAAGAUUGCCGCCAUAAAUAUCGUGAAAGCACAAAAUGCUCCAAUGCCCUACCUUUUGUUCGGGCCAGCUGGAACUGGAAAAACGCGCACAAUAGUCGCGGCUGUUGAAGAGAUAGUGCGUUCGUCGGAAAAAUGUGUUUUGGUUUGUACAAAUUCAAAUGCGGCCUGCGACGAAAUCACUGAACGUCUUCUCAAAGUUUUACAUUCUGGCGAAAUGUUUCGCAUGUACGCAAAAUCACACGAUGUCCGAAAGAUAAGUGACAACAUCAAACCAAUUUGUAAUUAUUUCAAAAGAAAAUUUCUAUUUCCAUCGUUGAAAUUUUUGUAUCAAUUUCGUGUAAUAAUCUGUACGCUAACUACGUCGGGAUGCAUGGUCAGAGCUCGAGAUGAGUCAACAUUUAAUUGCCACCAUUUUUCGCACGUUAUUAUUGAUGAGGCGGCAAGUACGCAUGAAACAGUAACCUGGAUUCCGGUUGCAGGUUUGUGUACUUCCCGUGGACAAAUCCAUUCAUCAAUUGUUCUCGCUGGAGAUCCAAAACAAUUAGAUGCGGUCACCAAGUCGAAUUUGGCUGCUCAACUUGGAUUUAAAACAUCUUUUAUGGAACAAUUGUUUGAAUGUCGUCUUUAUAAGCGCAACUCAACAACUGGCGAAUAUAAUCAAAAAUACAUUACACAAUUGGUGAAAAAUUAUCGCUCUCAUUCAUCAAUUUUACAUGUUCCCAACGAAUUGUUUUAUGAAAGCAAAUUGCAAGCGAGAGCAUCAUCAGAUAUAACCGAUUGGUUUAUUGGCUCCGAUUUACUGCCAUCGAAAAACUUUCCAGUGAUUUUCAAAUCGGUGCAAGGAUUUUGCAAAAGAUCAAAGGAAGACUUCAGCAUAUUUAAUAUGAAAGAAGUUGAUGGUGUAAUGGGUUAUAUUAAGAAGCUCUUAAGGAAGAAAGGGCAUAACGGCAAAAAGCGACUAAAUGUAGUCAUCACGAGAGCAAAAUGUUUACUCAUCAUCAUUGGUGAUCCACACACCUUGAGUUCGGAUAAAAAUUGGCGAAGACUAAUUGAAUACUGCAUCGAAAAUGAUGCACUUAUUCAAGGUGACAAACCGUUUCGUUUGGAUCAAAAUUCAAGUUCCAGUCUUAUGAGCCGUUUAUCGAAUUUACAAAUUAACUGAAACCAUUGGAUUACUCUAAAUGAAUG
Messenger RNA from Contarinia nasturtii (swede midge), 1966 nucleotides. Its product is annotated as putative helicase mov-10-B.2. Bases 21 to 1940 code for a protein of 639 amino acids. The transcript has 9 exons. NCBI's taxonomy places the organism in Eukaryota, Metazoa, Arthropoda, Insecta, Diptera, Cecidomyiidae. Gene Ontology annotation, molecular function: RNA binding; 5'-3' RNA helicase activity. The record is from RefSeq and is a predicted model, not a curated record.